Maniola jurtina (meadow brown) is the source of this 7859-nucleotide messenger RNA. RefSeq names its product serine/threonine-protein kinase ATR-like (gene mei-41). Bases 119 to 7723 code for a protein of 2534 amino acids. The transcript is spliced from 30 exons. The record is from RefSeq and is a predicted model, not a curated record. Lineage: Eukaryota; Metazoa; Arthropoda; Insecta; Lepidoptera; Nymphalidae. Gene Ontology annotation, biological process: telomere maintenance; protein phosphorylation; DNA damage checkpoint signaling. Gene Ontology annotation, molecular function: protein binding; protein serine/threonine kinase activity. Gene Ontology annotation, cellular component: nucleus.
UUCACAUGCCUUAAACAGCGGGAAGAGUUUAUUUUAAAGAUUUUACUAAUUGUUUCAACUUUCAUUAUCAAAAUAACAAAGAAUACAUUUAUUCUAUGUUCAUUUUACAUUUUAAAUAAUGGAAGAUCACUGUGACGAUGAUACAUUCACCCUUUGGCAAAACUUCAAUGCUUCUACUCUGCUCGUAUUCAACAAUUUGGAGCAUCUUGCAGACGGUCUCGAUAAAUUGUUACCUUCUAUCUUAAAACUAACCGGCGAUUGUUCAGAAGUAUUGGUGCCUCGUCCGGGGGCUGCCAAGUGUCCGGAUUCCUAUUAUUGCGCCUUUAAUACAUGGCUUCUUGGCAGAUUAUUCUAUGUGUGCUCAGUGAAAGAGCUAGAUCGGUUUCACUUAACAAGCAAGGAUUUUCAAGUAAAAAUUUUAAACAUUCUAUGCACAAAUGGAGCAACAUUCUAUAAAAAAUUACACUCUGAGUACUACAUGAUUUUACUACAACUUUUGCAGUAUUAUACAGAUGCUCAAAGUAAUAAUAGUGCACAUUUAGUGCUAGAAAAUUUCACUCCUGAGGAUGUAAAAAUGCCAAAUCUUAAUAUCAACUUAGAACCAAUUUGCGUUAAAGUAAAAGAUAUUAAUACAUGCAAGCUAUUAAUUGAUUUGAUCCUACAGCUGUUAUCAGAAAGCAUACCACUCAGUUUAUUACUCAACAAUAAUAAGAAAGGUCUGGAAGUAAAAGUUUUUAAUCAAUUACUUUUUGCUAUUGAAAACUUUAGCAUAGAUCUGAAAUAUUGUUGCCUAAAGUUUUUCCUUCAGUUGAUACAGAAUAUGAAUGAAGUAUCCAUUGUCAAGUUCAAAAUCCUUUUCUCAAGUGUGUAUAGUAAAAUGUUAUCUUGUAUUGAAGCACUUGUUCAAUCUAUGAGUGUACUUUAUGAAAAAUCUGAAGUUAACAAAAUACUUCUUAGUAAUUUAAAUAAAAUUUUCUUGGAACUGUUAAAAGAUAUAGAAUAUGAUCUUGAAAUGGAAAACAGAAAUGUUUUGAUAGCAAUCUGCACCACAAUACUGAACAAAAAUGUGAACAAGAUCUUUGAUAAAGAACUAAAGCUAUAUUGCCUAUCACUAAGCAGUAAACUUGAUUUUCCUCAAAACUUGAUAAAUAUUAGUGACAUGGAUGCUUUUCAGAUUGAAAAACUGUCUGAUUGCUACUGUGACCAAAUUGUGAAAUAUAUUAAAAGCAAUGCCACAAAGAAAGUAGAUUUACAUGAAAAUUGGCACUACAAAGAAAUAAUGACAGUUAUUGCAUUAGUUCAGGCUUAUGAAAAUUUGAAAGUUGAUGGAUUCCUAAUAAAUCAUCAUUUGGCAAGAUGUUAUGCUAGUUUGAGAAUACUAGAAAAAGUUGAUGCAGAAACUAAAAAACUUGUAGAGAAUAAGCCUGUGACCUUAUUAAAUAAGUCAGCUAUUUUAAAUAUUUGGACAACUUUAACCCAACUAAUAAAGGACCAUAAAAAUAUGAUAAUUAGCAAUGAGUGUACAAAAGAUUUGUUUAUGAACACAGUUCUCAGUACAGUAAAUUUAUGUGAAACAAUGACUAAUGAAAAUAAAAAUAUGGUACAACAAAUAUUAUGUUUCCAAAACACUCCUCAAUUUACUGAGCAUAAUUUCGCAUGUUUCAAUGAUGAUACAAGAUUACAAAUUUUAAAGUAUCUUUUAAUUGCUAAACUUUAUUUAAAUACUAAAGUUAAUGAUACUUGGGACAGAAGUAUUACCUUUUUGUAUAACUCAGUUGUAAAAAAUAAAGGUCCUAAUACAAUUAAAGAGAUUAUUGGAUUAUGCCCUCUUCUUCUUAUCAACAAAGUGCAAUCUGAUAGUAAAAUGAUAGGGGACAUAUUGAUGCCAGCAUUCAUGACAAAAGAAGCAGACAUUCAAAAGGAAGUUUUAAAAUCAUUAUCAGCCAUUGCAUGCCCAUCAUUAGGAUCAUACUGUGUUAUUUUAGACACUGCUAAAAAACAUAUGGGAAAGGAGCUGUUUGGUAGCAAAACUAACAAAAGUAUUGCUAUAUGUCUUUGUUGUACAAAGUGCGAUAAUAUUAAUGAAUCCCAAUUAAGUACCAACUAUAAAACAUGCGUAGUACAAGAGAAUGUAAUACCAGCAAGUAAAAUUUCUACAUAUGAUGUUGUCAAACAAUUGUUUGGCAAAUUUUUAAAUAUGCAGCUAUGCAAGGAUAUUGAUGACGAAUACUGGGACUUGGUAAAAGUAUUAUGUAAUCACUUUUACAUAUUUGAUUAUGGCGUUUCCCCUAAAAUUAUCAGUGACAAACAUUUGAAGGAAGUUCUGCAGGUUUUCAAACCUCUCAUUGAUGAUAACCACUGUGAAAAAUAUCCAGAAUGGAUCACCAAUCAAGAAACUGUAGUGAAUAUAUGUAUAAAUCAUCUAGUGCAGUCUACAAAAAUAAGUUUACAAAACAAUGACUACAACCAACAGACGGAUACAUUGUGUCGAAUUAAAGAUUUAGGUUUAUGUCGAAAUGAUAAAUUACUUUUGCCUGUUACAAAACUUCUUGUUUACUUCAUAAUGCAUCCGCAGUGCUCUCUGGCAUCAAAAGCGAUUGUCUAUUUAAGGGACAUUUGUGAAUUCCACGAAAAAACUCCAAACCAAGUUUAUCACAGAUACAAGAAAGAUUACUGUAAACUUUUUGUUGAAUGCAGUCUCUACAAUGAAAAAGAUUUUGCGAUAUACUUGCUGAAAGUUGUGAGAGCAUUUGGAUUUGUUGGAUACAGAGAUUUUAUAUCAAAAGACAUUCACCAUUUCUUGCCCUAUUUAAUACCUUAUUCGGUAGUUGUAAAAGAAGUUCCAUCAAUGAUUGAAGAGAUUGCUGCCCUUGUCCAAUGUUCAGUGUCAGAAUUUCUUAUAGAGAGGUUUCCACACAUAUAUGUCCACGUUUAUUUAACUGAGUCAAAAGAAACAUCGAAAAAGUGUUACGACAUAAUCGAGAAACUAACGAAGUCCUCUAUUUUAAAUCUAAUAAACAAGCAUUUUAGAGUGAUACUAACUGAAUUUUUGUUACAAUACUGCGUUAAUCCAGAAGGGGUUUUGAAUGCCUGCAGAUAUUUAGCCCGCCAUGAUCCGGAUGCGUCGACUUCUCACGGUAGUAUGAGCAUGAGCAGAAGGCAGAUAGCAGAUUUUCUGAAUCCAAAAUUUUUGGGCGUUUUGGCAUAUUUUGAUCAUAAACUGGCCAAUGCCAAAGUCGCUUUGUCAGUUAAGCGCAAAGCACUGAAGAGUUUCCCUGAUAUAAUGCAAUUGAUGGGCGCUAAGUACUUAACACCCUUGAGAUUUAAAGUCCUUGCCACAUUGAAGUCUGCGUUGCCACUAGCAAAAGAGUUUCCGAAAAUUCUGGCUGAAGCGUGGGGCGCCUUUAUACAUAAUAUAGACAGCAUAUCUUUGGGUCCUCUUCUCUCAAACUUAGCCGUGUCGUUGUUGCAACAGUUCAAAUAUGCACCACAAGAAAUAAAUAAAAUUUUCCAGUAUUUAAUACUCAAUAAUGAAAAUUUAUUAAGUUCACACAUUUCGGAUUUGUUCUUCCUCGAAAAUUCCAAUAUAUCUGAAAGAGUUAAAACUGUCAUUAAAAAACAUGUAAAGAGAGCACAACCAGAAUCUUUUCAGGAAAAGAUUAAAUGGUACCUGCAGCAUUUGAAUCAUGAUAUUUGUAACAUAAAAGCUUACGCUUUUCUGCACAUGGACAGCUUGUUAAAGAGCAACAGAUCGGAAAUACACAAAGCAAUAUUUGGUGGCAAAAAUAUAGAACCAUUCAUAGUGGAUCUCAUUGAUCACUUGCUUAUUGGUUGUAAAGAUUCGGAUCCUCAAGUAUGUCUUGCAAGCGGAUCAUGUUUUGGUCAGCUAGGAGCUAUAGAGCCAGGUCAUCUGCCGAGACAAUAUGUACAACCGGAUAGAUCGCCUUUCGCCUUCUCUAUAAAUGAUACCUGCUUUGCGGCCACUGCACUCGUUGAACUGACUCGAGCAUUUCAGUAUGAGAAGGAUACUAUGAACAUGGAUUGUUAUGCGCUAACAAUCCAAGAAAUACUAAAGAUCAAUGACAUAUCACCAACUGGAUCUAAAAAAGAUGUAUGGAACAGCUUUCCCGAAAAUAUGCAUCAGAUAAUGUAUCCACUACUAAGUUCCAGGUAUACAUUGGCCUAUCCUUCUCAACCGAAAAAAAAUCAUCCUCUAUUUGGAUCUGUUUAUGCAACAUCAUUUCUGGAAUGGGCUCACAACUGGACAGGUCAAUUGAUACCUCUGAUCCAGUCUCAAAACAUUCGCGAACUAUUGCGUACAGCGCAUCCGAGUAUGCGUCGUGACGUUCGAACUCUAUUCCUAUUUCUGCCAUACGUGCUACUUCACGCAAUAAUGUCUAAAACAGCUAAUAUGCCAUUUAUACAGGAGGAAAUCUUAGCUGUGAUCGGUAGGUUUGAAAAUCUGGAAAAUGAAACCCAACCUGUAGUAGAAAAAUCAAAAUACAAAAUGUUACGUCAUAUCAGAAUGACUCCAAAUAUAAAUUCAAUACAAGCUGAGGAAGGGAACCAAAGUAAAUGCAGCAAGACAGUGUAUAAUCUAUUGGAUUUCUUGAAUCGUUGGCUACUAGAAUGGUGUCACGUAACCCAAAAACCUUUAGAAAACGAAAAUUAUAGAUCUAUCAAGAAAUUCAUGGAAAAAUUUGAUAAGCUUGCCAUUGCUCGAGGAAAUUAUUCUUGCGGGGAAUUUGAAAGGGCUUUACAAUACUUGGAACUGUAUAUGGAUGAAAAAAAGGAUAGCAUUCAAGAGCAAUUACCAUUGCUGGCAGAAAUUUACGCUCUUUUGGACGAACCGGACUCUGUGGCUGGAAUACUAACUCUAAAGAGAUCGGAGCCAUCUCUGAAAGAGUUGAUACUGACUCAAGUUGUGACAGGUCGUUUGCAAGAUGCCGCUUUGUGUUACGAGAGAUUGGCUCAGGAAGGGCAACUCGAUCGCAAUAGUUUGCAGGGCAUGAUAGAUUGCUAUCUUGGUCUAGAUCAGCCGUUUACAGCGUAUCGAUUGCUUAGUGAACACGACUCCGAAGAUAUGAUGGAAUUGACUGCCGAACCUUUGUGGAGAUUGGGCAGAUUUGAACAGUUGGAUGAAUUGGCCAAGAAACCUGUGCCACCAUCUCGCGAAAACUGGGGGCUUCUGAUGGGCAGAGUCCUUCUAGCGUAUCGCAAUCAAGAUCAUGACCUCUUUAAGAUCUCCUGCGAUAAUGCAAUGAACCGUUUACUAUCACAAAUGGACGGUGAGAGUCGUGGUGAAAGCGCUUUACGGAGUGGAUAUCAGAGUAUACUCGGACUGCAUAUUAUCACGGAGGCUUCACACGCUGAAGAUAUUCUGCAACGGCUCAAAGAUUUAGAAGACGGCAAUAGACAAAGCAGAGACAUAGUGAAUCAGCUUUUAAGUGAAUGGCGACAGCGUCUGUCCGUCGUUCAGUACGAUGUUCGAACUGUUGAACCACUCUUGAGGAUUCGUAGAAUAUUGUUGCAACAGACACAGGAGCUAUUGGAACCAACUCACCCCGUGACGGCGAAUAAGCUAAAAACAUGUAUAGGCGACUUAUGGCUGCAAAGCGCAAAACACGCUAGAAAAGCAGGCGUUUAUCAACAGUCGUACAUGUAUAUUCUAAACGCUGAGGAAUACAAGCCUGAAGAGCUUUUUAUCGAAAAGGCUAAGAUAUAUUGGGCUCGCGGGCAACAAGAACAAUCGUUUACUACGCUCAGAAGGGGGCUCGAUGAAGCUUAUCCUCAGAUAGAGAACCUUACUCAGGAACAAAGAAAAAUUUGUGCUAAAGCUAGGCUUUUAAUAGCGAAAUACAACGACGAAACAACGAAUGUUGACGUCGAUGUCAACAUCGGUUACUACAAUGAGUCAGUUGAAGUGUUCAAACAGUGGGAGAAGAGUUUGGUUUGUUUGGGAUCCUACUACGAGAAAGUUAGUACGACUGAGACAGCUAACAACACAAGUACGUUAUGGUCUCGACGCCUGUACGCGCUUAAUAGCUACGGCAAGGCGUUGCAGUAUGGACACAAGUAUUUGUACCAGAGUAUGCCCCGGAUGCUGUCCAUAUGGUUAGACGUUGAAGUUACCUCAGCUGAUACAAGCAUACACGCAGUACUGGCCCAAAUGACUGAAGUUAUAAAGAAUUACUCGGAACGAUUGCCUAUAUACCUUUACUUGACUGCAUUCUCUCAAAUUGUGUCUAGAAUCUGUCACCCUGUUAAGGAGGUCUAUUUACAAUUAAAAGCGAUAAUAGUCAAGCUAAUAUUGGCAUAUCCACAACACACGCUGUGGAUGAUGAUGUGCGUCAUCAAGUCCAGUUACCCUCAACGGAUGAAGCGAUGUGCCGAUGUCUUCUCUGACUCGAGGCUGAAGGAACCGCAGAUGCUGAAACUUGUGUGUGACUUCACACAGUUGGCUGAGAAGUUGAUUGAGCUGUGUAACAAACCUAUUGUGGGCAGCGGCUCAACAACGACUGUGACGUCACUCGUGCGCACCUUGCCACGCCUCCUCGCUGCGGAAAAUUUUAGUCACAUCAUGAUGCCAUUCCAGGAAUUCUGUAAGAUAGUUCUGCCCUCAAAAGCGGCCCGACAAGAGCGUAUAGAUUUCAACAUACCAACAGAACCGCCAGUCUACAUCGCUGGUAUUGAAGAGCAGAUUAAUAUUAUACCGUCACUGCAAAAACCAAGGAAAGUUACAUUAAAAGGUUCAGAUGGAAAGUCCUACAUAAUCAUGCUAAAGCCCAGAGACGAUCUUCGCAAAGACUACCGCUUGAUGGAGUUCAACGUAGUCGUGAACAGAUUCCUCCAGGACGCCCCGGAAACUCGGCGUAGACGACUUUACAUACGCACUUACAGCGUGUUGCCAUUGAAUGAGGAGUGUGGCCUUAUCGAAUGGGUGCCGAACCUUGUGGGGUUGCGGCCUAUUCUCGUACAUAUUUACAAACAAAAAGGUAUCCAUACAAGCAACCGGGAACUGAAAGAAAUGAUGUGUUCCAUUAGAGACCCGGUGGAAAAGAAGCGUAGGAUUUACGAGGAACAACUUUUACCUCGACAUCCACCCGUUUUCCAGGAGUGGUUCCGAAGAGUGUUCUCUGACCCCUAUGGAUGGUACCAGGCAAGAUCUGCUUACAUAAGGACAACAGCGGUGAUGUCUAUGGUCGGAUAUAUUUUAGGCCUGGGCGAUAGACAUGGUGAGAACAUAUUAUUCGACUCGACAAACGGCGACACAGUCCACGUGGACUUCAACUGCCUCUUCAACAAGGGAGAGUCCUUCGAAUGGCCCGAACGCGUGCCUUUCAGACUUACGCACAACAUGGAGGCCGCUAUGGGACCGCUCAAACAUGAGGGCAUGUUCAGGAAGAGCUGCGAAGCCGUGAUGCACGCGUUACGCGCGCAGACCGCAGCGCUCAUGUCCGUGAUUGGGCCGUUUGUGUACGACCCGCUGGUGUCGUGGGGGCGCGGCCGCUCCGUGCCGCUGGAUUGCGGCGAGCGCACCAACGAGCAAGCGCUGCAGCAUCUCAGCCAUAUCCGACAACGGCUUAAUGGGAUGGUGAAGACGAAAAACAAGCAACUGUCGCUUUCACUGUCGCCGGAAGGCCAAGUGGAGCAUCUGAUCGUCGAAGCCACAAGCAUACACAAUCUCUGCCAAAUGUAUAUUGGAUGGGGUCCUUUUCUGUGAUACUGUGUGAUUUUACUAAGUUAGUUAUGUGCCAUUGAAGAAGCGUGUAAAAGUACCUACUAAAGUUGUGAUAAAGUUAAAUGUAAGCCUACCAAAGUGCCUUAUUUGAGAAUUACAAUAAAGCAAAUUCAAUUUA